Molecule: messenger RNA, 4497 nt
Organism: Eruca vesicaria subsp. sativa (arugula)
Lineage: Eukaryota; Viridiplantae; Streptophyta; Magnoliopsida; Brassicales; Brassicaceae
Source: the annotation of a GenBank genome assembly
AUGGAAAAUAGUCUAGGGAGCUCUAAUGGAGUGGGAGUUCCUAAGAAAUCGAGGUCUUUGGAUCUUAAGACGCUUUAUAAGUCCAGCAUUGUCAACGAUUCUGUGAAUAAGAGCUUAAAGAGGAAAAAUAGUCCUGAUGGGUUGAAGCAGGAGAAGAAGAUUAGGAAAGUUGUUUCUCUUAGUAGCUUUAAGCAAGUUGAUAGCGAAGAUGAUAAGUUACUUGAUAAUGCAUGUAAUGGCACCACGAUUUUGGAUGAGAAGUUGUGUGAUGGUAAUGGGCUUGAGGGGGUUUCAGUUGGUUUGGCAGGUAGUAUGAUUUAUGUGCCUAGACGUAGGAGGGAUUUUGUUGGGAGGAGUAGGUUUGAGAAUGGCCUUGUACAGAAGUCUGCAGGGGAAUCUGAUAGUCAAGAGGAGCUACUUGAUAAGCUCCUAAAGGAAGCUGGUGAAGAAACUAGUGCUCAGGAUCAUCUCUCUAAAGCUGAAGAGGAAGACUGUUUCAAAGAAAUAAAAGAAUCUAAUUCAGUAGAGCAGCUGCAGUUGGAAAACGGGCAUUCUGAUCCUUCUCCAGUGAAAGAUUACCAGCUGGUUGUUAAGCAAAAGCCCUGUAAUAGCAGGAAGUCCUCAGCAUCAAACAGACGUGCGGGAAACAACGAGGCGAAGUCUUCAUCUGGUAGAAUAUCUAAGGUGUCACAAGAAGAUGACGAGGAGAAUCUUGAAGUUAAUGCAGCAAGAAUGCUGUCUUCGCGCUUUGAUCCGAAUUGCACCCACUUUCCUUCAAAUCCUGUUACUCCUGGUUCACCGUCUACCAGUAGAUUGAACCCGUUAUCUUCUGGUAAGAAUUCAGCUGAUGCUCAGUCUGAGUUGUUUAGCUCCAAGUGUGUCUCAGACGACCCUGAUGAUAGAUUGUUGCGACCAAGGUCACAGCUUGAUGGGAAGAGGGAAGUUCGGAAAAGGCGCCACUUUUAUGAAAUAUCAUUUUCAGAUGUGGAUUCACACUGGUUGUUACACAAACAAAUAAAAGUUUUGUGGCCUUUGGAUGAGAAUUGGUAUCAUGGCUUUGUGGAUGGUUACAAUGGAGACAAUAAUCUGCAUCAUGUAAGAUAUGAUGAUCGCGAUGAAGAGUGGAUCAAUUUACAGGGUGAAAGAUUCAAAAUUCUGUUGUUCGCAACUGAAGUUCCUGGAAAAAAUCUACGGAAAGGGAGCAAUUCAGAGUCCAAAUCUACUCCGAAUAUAACUGAGAAUGAUAAAUCCAGUAAAGACGUGAAGAAGCAGAAGGUAGAGCUAGAAGAUGAUUGCUGCAUGGGCGACAUGGAAUCAGAGCCCAUCAUCAAAUGGUUGGCUCGGUCUAUGCAACGGGACAAGUCUUCCACUCUUAAGGCUGUACGAAGACGAAAAAAGCCAGAAAUAAUGACAUCUGAUAAACCUCUGAAAAUGAAUGGGGAUGUUGUUAGAGACACAGAUAGAUCUGCUAGUUCUCUUCCAUCAUGUGGAUUACCUGGACCUAGUGUGAAUGAGUCCUUGUUGGAAGGCUCUGGAUGUUGUAAGGGUAGCAUAUAUCCUCUUGUCUAUUAUAGGAGACGGCUUCAUACAGCAAGAAAAGGAAUCUACAAGGGGUCAGGUGACCAUAAUGUUGAGCUGCCACAUGUCUCAAAAUAUCCGGAUCCUGAUGUAGAAUUUUUGCCUUUCGAAGGUUCUGGGUUUCUGGAGAUUUAUUGUCCGUGGAAUGACAUAGUGCCAUUUGAGUUGUCCCUUAGCCUACAGGCUGUUUCGUUGAUGAACUACUGUUUUCUGGCGGAUGUUGUCUGGCUUUCACGUGUUGCUCUUUUGCUUCAUCAUGGUACACUUGUGACUUUGUGGCCACGGGUUUGUUUGGAAAUGAUUUUCCUGAGUAACCAAGACGGGUUAAGGUAUCUAAUUUUUGAAGGCUGCAUGAUGGAAGCCGUUCAGUUGAUUUUCCAUAUCUUGACGGUAGUAGAUCAUUCUAAUAAGCAAGGAGUACAAGGAGCGGAUGCUGACUUGAAUUCGCCAGUUUUCUCAAUUGGUCUCCAAGUUUCUUUCAUCCCAGGCUUCCAAAGGCAAUUUGCAUUUCAGUUCUACAGUUUCCAUGAAGUUAAACAUUCGAAGUGGUCAUACUUGGAACAUAAUUUCAGGAGGCAUUCUUUGCUGGUUAAGCAAGUGUCAACUUCCGAGUGCACACCCGAUAGCAUGAAGGCACUGCAGAAGGUUAUGCAGAAGAGAUCUGGCCAUGGAAUCAGUUCAGGCAUUGUUUCUAGAAGAUCGUCAUCCGUUAAAGCCUGGCCCACAUCUGCUUGCUACAAGAAGCAAAGUCCGCCCCCAUUUGCACUUCAUAUUGCUUCACGACCACCUACACUGUUACUCAAUUUACACCUGGAAAUGGUGAGAGAGCUGGGUCAUGAUUCAGCUGAGUACAUAGGAACUGAACGCAAUUUAGUAACAGAUGGAGGUUGUGAUCUGGCAGAUUGCACAAAUGAACAUUCUGAACCUUCUCUCAAGAGUGAGGGCCAAAAUAACGGACCAACUAUCACUCCUUGCAGAGAGCAGGAAGCGCAAGAGUCAGAAGACCUUCAUGCACAGUCUCGAAGGUCUAAUUCUGAAAACUGGAUGUCAUGCAGCUCUUCUGUUGCCAGACAUAAGCACGAAACCAGGUCUAACGUUGCGAUGAAUGGCAUUAAUAUUCAAGUUCCAAUAUCUGAUCAUUGUGAAGAUGGUGCUCUGCAGUCAAGUAAUCUGGCCUUGAAUAUUCAAGGUAGCACCCCAAGUCCCAAGGCCACUGCCCCAAGAAGUAUGUGGCAACGAAGCAAAAGUUCUUUAAAUGGCCCUCUCUCACAUGGUUGGUUGGAUUCAAAGGGAGACUUUUUGCACACUAAGUUGGGAAGUGGACCUAAGAAGCGACGUACCCAGGUGUCAUAUUCGUUACCUUCUGGGCGUUCAGAUUCAAGAAACAAAGGUUCCGUGCACAAGGGGAUCCCGAACAAAAGAAUUAGAAGGUCUGCUACUGAUGUUUCUGUACGUCGUCAGAAAGAUUUGGAGUCUAGUUUCUGUGAUGCCAAUGUGUUAGUCACUCUUGGAGACCGAGGCUGGAGACAAUAUGGAGCUCAGAUUUUCCUGGAACCCUUUGAUAAUAACGAAUGGAAACUUGCGGUGAGAAUAUCAGGGACAACGAAAUAUUCACAUAGGGCACAUCAAUUUCUGCAGCCUGGGUCGACAAAUAGGUUUACACAUGCUAUGAUGUGGAAAGGAGGAAAGGAUUGGACCCUAGAAUUCCCUGAUAGGGGGCAGUGGUUUAUUUUCAAAGAGAUGCAUGAAGAGUGCUACAAUAGAAAUACUCGGGCUGCUCUAGUUAGAAAUAUUCCUAUUCCUGGCAUCCGUAUGAUAGAAACAAACGGUUCUGAUGGAACAGAAACUGAAUUUGUCCGCAAUUCUUCUAAAUAUUACCGGCAGACUGAAACUGAUGUUGAGAUGGCGUUGGAUCCUUCACGUGUUUUGUAUGACAUGGACAGCGAUGAUGAGCAGUGCCUUGCGAGGAUUCGUGAGUGUUCGGAUGCUGAGAACAGUGCCUCUUGUGAUAUCAGUGAGGACAUGUUUGAGAAGGCGAUGGACAUGUUUGAGAAGGCUUCAUAUGUAAAGCAGCGUGAUCACUUUACCUCAAUCGAAGUUCAAGAACUUUUGGCCGGAGUUGGAUCCUUGGAGGCAAUGGAAACAAUAUAUGACUUUUGGAGAACAAAGAGGCAGAGGAAGGGAAUGCCACUAAUCAGGUAUCUUCAGCCACCUCUGUGGGAAAAAUAUCAACGAGAGGUUAAAAAUUGGGAGUUGGCUAUGAGCAAAGCAAACCCUCCAAACUCAGCUAGUGAGAAGCCAGCGAUGUUUGCUUUCUGUUUUAAGCCUCGAGGUUUGGAAGUCAAGCACAGGGGAACAAAACACCGGUCACAUAAGAAACUGUCGGUUUAUGCUCCACAUAGUACUGCUGCGUUGGGAAACUACGAUGCCUAUAAUUCAUCUGGAAGAAGAUGUGUCGGUCUGGCAUAUUCAAACCACACCUACGAGCAUUCAGAAGAAUUCCUGAGUCAUCCAGGGACAUAUUAUUCUCCACGUGACCAAGGAGGCAUGGGGUAUUUCUCGAGAGGUGGAAAUGGAUGUCACCAAAACAAGUCUCAAAGAAUCAACGGGAAAAGGAAUAUGAGUGAACGAUGGAAUGCAGGAGGAGGCUAUUCUGAAUCCCCCAGUUCCAAUCUUGUUUCAUGUCUUGAUGCGGAAGAAUUACAUAGUAGUAGUAGUAGUAUUAGAGAUAUUGAUGAGUACAAACUGCGAGUUGCAGCUGGUGCUGCAAGGCGGGCAUGCGCUAUAGCCAAGGCCAAGCGAGAAAGAGCAGAGAGAUUGAGUUACAAAGCAGAUCUAGCGAUUCAGAAAGCUGCAGCUGCUCUCAUGUUUGCAGACUGUAGCAUUGGGGAUGGGGAGAAGGCACGGCAACGUAAAUAA